UAGUUUGAAACCGUCUCGCUUGGGGGCCGGGGGCGGCUGGUGCCCGCAGACUAACUUUGUGCAGAAUGUCAUCAGAUGAGGAGAAAAGCACAAGUCCAGUUUUGCCAAAAGACUCUGUUCGGGGCAGUUCUGUUUCUUCAGAUCUUCAGGAUGAAUAUGAAGAGCUGCUUCGUUAUGCUGUGGUGACUCCGAAGUUUGAACAGUGUGUCUCAAAGUGGUCAGAACCUGCUUCAGAACUGAGAGCAGCUGGCAGAUUUUCAAUUGUAUCAACAGAUGAUACCAUUCACCAUAAGACUCCAGUCUUAAUAUCAGUGAAGGAGCCUUCUGAGGCCAAUAUGGAACGACUUUGCCCUGUUCUUUCAGAAGAGACUUCUUCACAAGGGUCCACACGUGGUCCAAGAGAAAUCAACGAAACCGUAGUGACUGAAUUAACUUUACCCGAUGAAAAAGUAACUCAAAUAGAAAACAUACUUGAUCUCUGGAGUGGAAGUCUUAAGACAAAUGUUCUGACUGAAUUGAGAAAAUGGAAGCUUAGUUUGAUUGAACAUCACAAGCUUCAAAUGAGACAAGAAAAAGAGAAACACGCUGCACAUGUGAGACAAUUGAGCAAUGAGAUGGAAAACCUGAAGGAGUUGCUACGUACUUACGAAAUCUCUAUUGGCAGGAAAGAUGAGGUGAUUACUAACUUGACCCAAGCAUUAGAGAGGCAAAAGGAGAGAAUAGAGUUGAUGAGAAAGUUUACACUGUGGCGGAUUCAGCAUGUUAAAGCCAAACAAGAGGAAUAUGCAAAUAGAAUAGCAGACAGACAAUUCCGGACAGCUUUGAUGAAGAAGGUAUGGGCAGCAUGGCGCUCUCUUAGUGAAGAAAAAUGGAAAGAAAAAGUAGCAAAAGCCUGUCAGUUAAGGGCAGAAGAUGUCUGUGCUCAGCUCACCAAUGACUAUGAAGCCAAAAUUGCAGAGCUAACUGCUGCUUUGGAACAGACAAAAGCUGAGAUUCUGCGAUUGCACAGUGAAAGAGAACAGUAUGAAGACACCAUGAAGAAAGCCUUUAUGCGUGGUGUAUGUGCUUUGAAUCUGGAAGCAAUGACCAUGUUUCAGGGCAAGGACAGUAGGACAGAUCCUGAUGUAGGAAGUAAGAGAAAUGAUAAUGGUACCAUUGUUGCAGGAAGGCUACCUCCUUCACAAUAUAAUCCGCCUUCACCACCACCUCCACCAGCAACUACUCUUCAGCUGGAAGACAUGUUUUCUACCCACCUGGGUCACGCAAGCACUUCUCAGACCAGGCUAGAUUCUGAUUCUCCAGUAAUUGUCACUAGUGCAGCUGCAGGAUCUGGUGUGGUGUCAACUCAAAAACUGCCCAUGGGGAAAGUAAUAACAUCUGCUCAACAGAAAGCAGGAAGAACAAUCACUGCUCGAAUCACAGGCCGAGCUGAUAUGGGACAAAAAGCCAGAAUUUGUGGUAGUUUAGCAGUGAUGGGAGUUGCUCCACCCAUGAGUUCAGUCAUUGUUGAAAAACAUCAUCCAGUCACUCAGCAAACCAUAUCCCAAGCCACUGCUGCUAAAUAUCCUCGAACUGUGCUCCAUUCUUCUGGUUCUACCACUGUGAGACCUGCAGGACAAGUUGGACGAAUGCUUCAGGGCCAAACUCAUACCAGUGUUCAGUCAAUAAAAGUUGUUGACUGAGUGAGUAUCUUUCUCACCGGUGGGGGUUUUUAUCAAGGUACAAUUUAAACCUCUUCCCAGUCUUUUCAGAUUUGAUGUAGCAAGGCCUAAAGUAUGUAUCAUGUUUUUACCCUUUUCUAAAAAAAAUAUUUUUAAAGUAAAAGUGCUUUUAUAGUAAACAUCUGGAGGGGGAAAAAAAAGAACUUGAAAUGUUGUUCUACCUCCAAACUAUUUGAGAACUUAUUUUAUUAAGAUAAACACUUUUUAUUUAAGGAAUCUUUUGCACACUUUUAAAUAAAGGAUAGA
Messenger RNA from Gymnogyps californianus (California condor), 1967 nucleotides. RefSeq names its product POC5 centriolar protein (gene POC5). The record is from RefSeq and is a predicted model, not a curated record. The transcript is spliced from 12 exons. Lineage: Eukaryota; Metazoa; Chordata; Aves; Accipitriformes; Cathartidae. Gene Ontology annotation, cellular component: centrosome. The coding region runs from base 66 to 1682 and encodes 538 amino acids.